CGCUGACGCCGACGUCGGCGAGCGAGGUGUCAUGCUUUGAUUAUCUAACAUGUUGCGCGUUGUACAUGAAUCUUACCCAGGACGAGAAAUUGGAGCAACAGCAAGACUGCGGGCGCCACAGCGACAACAUGGAAAAAAGGAACCUUUAAAAGGUAAGACCAUCGUCGUAGACCUUGACCUUUAAAGGAAUCCCAUGAAUCUCCUGGGUGGCCUGCCCGACAUCCGCAAAAUCUCCCUCUGUGUUCGGCACGACGUUGAUAGAAGCUGGGCCGUCGAAGCGAUCAAGCGCGUAUGUGCGCGUCGAGACGCGCUCACCAAAGAGGAGGCCCGCGAUAUAGGCCUGGAUAUGACCGCCAGCAUUGCAUCGGUGCGCGAGGCUGCGUACAAGGCUUCCGGGGGAAAGAUCUCGAUCGGGUCAGCAGAGAUCGAGAAACUCGUACAGAAAGAGAUCCUAUGAAGGGUAAUUAUAACAGGCGCGUACUGUACCUACCUGUAUGGAGGCAACCGUCACGGUCGUAGUCGUAUCUUCACCACAGUCACGGUUGCCACCAUACGUAGAUUUACCUUUCACUGUACUCUUGUUCAACAAACAUCAUGCACCACUUCAG
This is a messenger RNA of Schizophyllum commune H4-8, 608 nucleotides long. RefSeq lists its product as uncharacterized. The transcript has 2 exons. The coding region runs from base 194 to 457 and encodes 87 amino acids. The record is from RefSeq and is a predicted model, not a curated record. Lineage: Eukaryota; Fungi; Basidiomycota; Agaricomycetes; Agaricales; Schizophyllaceae.